AUGCUAGAUAUUUCUAACUCAGACUUUGAUGUCAAUAUUCUUGACGGUGCCCUUUCGAAUCCCACUAUCUCCUUGACAUUUCCAUUACCUACUGACAAAGAUACAUACGUAGAAUUAGAAGGGAAUGAAAAAUUAAGCAAGAGUUUUGGAAUUUUAAAUAAUUUCUUUCGUUUUUUCACCGGGGUCAAAUUCGAUGAUAUUUACAAAAACAAUGAAUAUCACUAUUCGAUCAACAAAUACACUCCUGAGUUCAACAAGAAGAUGAACGAUUACAUGAACGAGAUGUUGUCUGAGAAAGAUGAGAAAUUGAACGAGUUGGUGUAUUCGUUGAUUGAUCAGGAGUUGAAAUUGAACCUUAUUAAGGCCAAGGACCUCCCAGCCAGAUUUAAAGAAGUCAAAGAAUUCAUGGUCAAGUAUUAUCAAUUGGAGAACUCAAAAACGAUGCCUAGCUUCAAAUCUCAUCAUUUUCUAAGGAUCUGCUAUGUUACAAUUAUGACUAUUAUGCGCAAGAUGUUCCCAAAAGGAAUUUGGUGUAAUAAGACGCAAAUGAGUGAGUUAUAUGCUAAAUAUUUAAAAGAUCCAAUGUCUAUCAUUUUUUUCCCCAACCAUCAAUCGCAUAUCGAUUAUAUCAUUCUUCAUUUGGUAUGCGUUAGGUUUCAAUUCUCUACACCUACUGUUAUUGCAGGUGAAAAUUUGAAUGUGGCCGUCUUCGGGACCUUUUUAAGGAACUUAGGAGCGAUUUUCAUUAAAAGGUCCUUUAAUAAUGAAUUGUAUACCGAAAGAAACUUGACAAAUUUGAUCGAAUUCAUUUUGUUGAACAAGAUAAAUUUCGAGGUGUUUAUCGAAGGUACUAGAUCUAGAGAUGGAAAGUUAUUGUUACCAAAAUAUGGUAUUUUGAAGUAUUUGUGUGGUAUAUACUUGAAACAAAGGGAAGUGGAGAAAAAUGAAAAGUUUGAUAUGCUCUUCCAGCCGAUUUCCAUUACAUAUGAGAGGAUCUAUGAGGCAGAUGGAUACUUAGACGAAUUGCUUGGUAGUGAUAAGAAACAGGAAAGCAUGACUAAUAUUCUAAAGAACGGUGUAUCUACUUUAUUCUCAAAUCCAGAAAACGACUUCAAAAACUUUCCUAGUACUAAAAAGCAUAAAGAGGGUAAGUACGAUAACUCAACCAGAAUGUUAAGUGGGAAAAUUUUUGUUAAAUUGGGUGAUUCAUUUACGUUAUCCAGUUUUAUUGAAGAACAAAGAGAUACGGAAGCCCAUUUAAUUGAAUCUUUCGGUGAGGAACCAGAUUCACCUGUUAAUUUAAAAAGAUUAGGAUUCAAGAUUUUACACGAAAUUAACAGAGUUGCAUAUUUACCAGAGAUCUCAGUUAUAGGAACUGCUCUCCAGGCGUAUUAUUAUUAUUAUGAGACUAAUGAAUUCGCAAUCAGUGAUUUGGUUUCAAGCAUGAGGUUGAUUAUUGAGGUGUUAAAGAGACAAGAAGAACUCGACCAUAUCAAUACGAAUGUGAAAUUAAUGGACGGAUUGCUCAGAAGUUCUGACGAGGAUCUUAUCGCAAUGGUGAAAGAUCAAGUUCCUCAAUUCUUCCGCUUCAUCAAAAUCAACUUCAACAAGAAUACUAUCAAAAUUGAAAAUUCAGUUGAAUUGUUAUAUUACAAGAACCUUACAAUCCAUCUUGUCAUUCACAAGAGUUUAGUAUGCUUCAUAAUUAGCCUGCUAAGCCAAGCCAAUCCAAAUAUUGCCACUGAUGCAUAUAUACGGUCGCUUUAUUACAUAUUCACUGGAUUUUUGAAAAACGAAUUUUUAUUUGACUACGAUUAUAAUAAAUCCAAUGACUUAUCGAAUAUCUUGAACGAUUUAGCGCAAUGUGGAACGAUCACCCGCACCUCCACCCACUAUGAAAUUGUUGAUCACUUGCAUGUCACAGUUUUUGCGGAGGUAGUCAAGCCCUUUAUCGAAUCGUACAUGAUCUGCAUUGGAACCAUCAACACCAUAGAUAACCAGUACAAAAAGAAGCAGACCCAUAUCACAGACGAGCAAUUGAUCAAUGAUGACCUCAUUAGUAAAGACUUUCCUACCACAAAAUCGCUCUUACGAAUCAUCCAGUCGUCAAAGUUCCAGCAGAAACAUAUUGAGUCUAUCAACAAACAGUACUUAUUGUCGUGUCUCUUCUAUCUCGACAACCUCAGGCUCAUUCGCAUAUUUAAGAACAAGGCUAAAACAAGGGCGUUUGUAGUGACGCAGAGACCAAAGGACUUGAAGUUUAUUCUCCAACUUCUCGAUUCGUUACUCAAUAACCCGUCAAGCGAAGUUUUGAAUGACACCAAUUUGCUCUAUAUGACAGAUAUUAUUGACAAGUCGUUUGAGCGUACGCUAAAGGCCAAGCUCUAG
Messenger RNA from Debaryomyces fabryi, 2388 nucleotides. RefSeq lists its product as uncharacterized. Bases 1 to 2388 code for a protein of 795 amino acids. Gene Ontology annotation, cellular component: mitochondrial membrane. The transcript has a single exon. The record is from RefSeq and is a predicted model, not a curated record. Lineage: Eukaryota; Fungi; Ascomycota; Pichiomycetes; Serinales; Debaryomycetaceae.